CCGGAAAAAAGAGCCGAGAGACAGAAGCGAAGGUGGGGACAAGGGGAGGGGGAGAGAGAGGCACCGAGAGUUUGGCAGCGAGAGAAGGAAAUCCCCCGAGAGCGGGGGACCCGCCGGGCCGCAGAGGCGAUGCCCACCCCGAUGUAACCCGCCCCGCCCAAGCCCCGGCCCCUGCGUGGCGGGCCGCGAAAGUUCUCUGCGGGUGCUGGCGCUGGGGCAUCGGCCCCGCAACGACUGCCCGGGCUGAGGGUAGAGAAGGAGAGCAGAGGACGCCCCAGACCCGAAGGCUGUUAUUUUCGUUAGAAAAAAGAAAGGGAAGAAGAAAGGCAAGGGGAAGAAGAGAGGCCUUGUAGGGUGAUGUGAGCAGAGCCCAGGAAUGCCUUAUGUGGAUCGGCAGAACCGAAUCUGUGGGUUUCUGGACAUCGAGGAGAAUGAGAACAGCGGCAAGUUUCUGCGAAGGUACUUUAUUCUGGACACCCAGGCCAACUGCCUUCUCUGGUACAUGGACAACCCCCAGGGCCUUGGCCUGGUAGCCACUCCUGCUCUUCCAGUCUGGGGCACCUCCCUAGCAGAGAAUGUGACCUGGUUCUCUGAGCCGGACAGCUGUUGGACUUCUUUGGUCUCCAGAAUCAGAGAGUCACAGAAUCCCGGGUUGGAGAACCUGGCAGUUGGGGCAGGAGCCGUUGGAUCUUUGCAGCUGACCUACAUCUCGAAGGUGAGCGUAGCUACCCCGAAGCAGAAACCAAAAACUCCAUUUUGCUUUGUCAUCAAUGCUCUCUCUCAGAGGUAUUUUCUUCAAGCCAAUGACCAGAAAGAUCUGAAGGACUGGGUUGAAGCCCUGAACCAAGCCAGCAAGAUCACUGUACCCAAAGGUGGGAGCCUACCCCUGGCUACUGAAGUGAUCAAGAGCCCGGCAGUCCCUCCAGCCCUGGAGAAGAAGCCACAGGUGGCCUACAAGACCGAGAUCAUUGGAGGGGUGGUGGUACACACACCCAUUAACCAGAAUGGUGGGGAUGGGCAGGAAGGGAAUGAGCCAGGGUCCCACGCCAUCCUUCGAAGGUCUCAGAGUUACAUCCCCACGUCAGGCUGCCGUACUUCCACCGGGCCUCCCCUCAUUAAGAGUGGCUACUGUGUGAAGCAAGGGAAUGUGCGGAAGAGUUGGAAACGUCGCUUCUUUGCUCUCGAUGACUUUACCAUCUGCUACUUCAAGUGUGAACAGGACCGAGAGCCACUGCGCACCAUAUUUCUAAAGGAUGUUCUCAAGAUCCAUGAGUGUCUGGUCAAGUCUGGUGAUCUCUUAAUGAGAGACAACCUCUUUGAAAUAAUAACGAGCUCCAGGACCUUCUACAUACAGGCUGACAGUCCCGAAGACAUGCACAGCUGGAUUAAGGAGAUUGGGGCAGCUGUCCAGGCCCUCAGAUGCCACCCCAGAGAAAUGUCCUUUUCUAGAUCGAUUUCUUUGACUCGACCUGGAAGCUCCAACCUCUCAGGUGUGCCGAACUCUAUUGUGUACAGAGGGCGGCCACCUGUGGAAGAGAAAAAACCCCUCUGCAAAGCCCCUUCUGCGGCCUCCUCCUGGCAACCCUGGACACCUGUCCCCCAGGCCAGGGAAAAGCCGCUUCCAGCUGAAGAGACACCCGAGGACUCUUUGUUCACACCUCGACUUGGGGAGAGCAAAACUGCUGGAGUGUUGCUGAGCUCCCGGAUAAGGCAUAGAUCGGAGCCCCAGCACCCUAAGGAAAAACCAUUCAUGUUCAACCUUGAUGAUGAAAAUAUACGGACCUCUGAUGUGUGACAAGGCACAGGGCCAUGGGAGGGAGGGAGGAGUCAAGAGAAGGAGGCCAUGAACUGGUUUCUCUACCUUGUUGGGGGACACUCAGAGGCACUCAUAUUCCUGUGGAUUCUCUGUGGGAGGGGCCCAUCCUGCAGGCAUUUUUUUUUUUUUUUUAAAUAUCAAUGCAGAGUAUUUAAUUUGGGAAAAUCAGUAGGUUAGACCUGUAGAUAUGCUCAGUAGAGAGCAGGUUGCCUCUCACUGACUAAUUCCAAGGUCUUCCUGGUGAGGGGUUAUUUUAAUACCUCCUUUCCAGAGGAGGUUGGGAGUCCAAUUUCACCCCUAACCAGAUUUUAUUUCCUUGUCUUUGUUUUUGUUUCUUCAUUUGGUUUUCAGGCCAGGUCCCAGCUCUUAGGCCAGUCAUCUGGUUUUAUCCUAUUCCUGUUUAUUGGCCGAAGUUUGACUGUGAAAUAGGAGGGGGUGGUUACUGACCCCACUGAAACGAGGUGGUAGGGUCAGUGGGAGACUCAGCUUGACUGGGAUCCAUUCUGAGGGAGGUCUCAAAGCCUGAGGGGCAGGGCUAGAAGGUGCCCCUCAGAAUGUCUACUUGGGCAGACCCCCCCAGGGGACCUCAAAAGGGAAGAGAAAGGUACCUUUUGUCAGGUAUGGGGAAUAAUUCAACCCUAGUACAUCAUCAACAGUUUCAGAAAUUACUUUUGUUCACUUCUAGAUGCUCUUUUCUUUUCUAGAAGUCCAAAUACUGUAGAGUCCUCAUUGGGAUGUGAGUGACAGACCUACCCACCCAGUUUCUGUGUCAGGCCCCAAGGAUGGGUUUAUCAGUGUUAAGUGUUAUGGUUGUUGAGAACAUGGAUUGUGUGGAAGGCUGAUGAGUGUGUGAUCAGUCACAUGUGUGAUAAGUGAGAUCUCUUAGUUCAGAAUUUUACAUUAGCUCUAAAGCAGGUGCUGUGAAGAGAUGGAUUAUAGGUUGUCCAGUUAAGCUUUUUUGGUCCAUGUUUUCCAGGCAGGAGAAAAGAUCUAUUUUAGCAAAGAUUAUCUUGAAUCCUUGCCUCACAGCUCUUCUCUAUAUGGGCCAUUAUUAGUCUAAUUUUAAUUAGUCUGUAUUUUAUAUCCUGGUAGAUUGGCUUUCUUUUUAUUCUUUGUGUUGCCUUUUGAAUGAAAUCUUGUGCGCUUGCAUGAUCUAACCCUAUAAUCUCAUGUGGUUCCAUGUAUUUAACAGUUAAGAGAUACAAAGGUCAUCUUGAGAGAGAUUUAUUUUUUAAUAAAAUAGAAACUGAGUCUUGAAACAUUGACUUAGAGAUGAUGAGUUGCUGGCUAGCGAUUUGCCAGGUAGAAGAGCAUAGGAGAUUUGAGUUUCCCACCUAAAUUUUAGGAUAUGCCUUCUUCCAUUUGACGGGAAGAUACUAUUUUCUGUGUCCGUGGAAGAAUUUGUCCAUCCAGUUUAUGUGAGAAAUUGCAACCAGGAACUUACUGGGGUUCCCUAUAGGGAGAGAGACCUUAGCGCAUUUCUGUCUAUAAUUUUACCAGCUAGAUCAAUCAUAUUUUUAAAUUAGAAAUUAAUGACUAGAAGAAGAGACUAAAGGAAACACUUAUCUAUAUAAAUUCCCUCUUCUUGUGUCCACAUUUAGUAUAGAGGCUGAAAACACUUGGUCAGAAAAUUCUUAGUAGCUUGAGAGGAAUCUUCUUAUCCUUCUUUUAGGCUGUAUCAUAUUGAUGUCUAUGUCACGUUGAGAACUUUUCUUGAUACUACUGCAUUGGCACUAUCCUUAAUUUAAUGAUCCUGGUAUCAAAAAGGGAAAGCUACUGCUGAGUCAGUCAGUCUCUCUUCUACAGAUUCUAGUAUACUUUUUUUUUUUUUGUCAGAAAUGCUUAGUUUGUGAAUUAUUUAAUUAUGUGUGAUUGAGAUUACAAUAAACUUUGAGUAGCCUGAUUUCAAGAAGCCAUUCCAUAUUCUUAAAGCCCCUUGCCUCUGGUUUUACCUUCAAAUUUUCUUCAAGAAAAACCUUUGGGCUUGGCAAAGAAUUACACGGUAUGUGAUGUUGAACUAGUGAAAAUAAAUUAGGAACUUUUGCUAUCUCUCCAAACAUUCAUUGAUUUAUGGCAGUGUCAUCUUUUGGGAUUUAAGCUAUGAAAAAUCUUUUUUAAUAUACUCUCUGCUAGAUUACUGCUAAAUUAAUUGGCUAUUUAUAGUAAGCUGAUGUUUCAUAUUCAGUAAAGUCUAUUUUGCAACUGUGUGAAAUUAAGCAGACUUAUAAAUCCAGAUUGUAUUAUCUUGAUAGAGGGGAAACAAGGACUCUAACUGGCAAAUACUUGGGAAUUUCAAAUGGCAGCAUUGUUAAUGUAAUUACAACAUCAAACAUAAUUAUCUUCAGUGAAGCCGUCUAAAAGCGUUCACGUUCCCAAACCUGAUUUCAGAAUUCCUUUUUUUGCCCAUGUUUUUCACCUUCUGGCUAGUUUCACACCGCACCUGUUAAUGUCAGUACACAUUAGCCAGAGAUGCUGCCUAUACAAUCAAAGCACUUGGUUUUAAAUGGAACCAAAUGGGAAAAAUAGAGUGGGUAUGCAGUACAGGUUAGCAAUUAAAUGCAUGGGCUCUGGAGUAAAUCUGAGUUAACAAUAAAAAGGAGUCAGAAAAAGUACUGCAGUUUCUUCAUGGAGUAAAAACCUUCACUGAGCUGGGCUGUUUCCAUAAGGCUUUUGAGCUGGUUCUUGACCCAUCACGUAUAAUAGUAUUUCAGGUGGUCUUCUCUAUAGUUGAACUAUUUACCAGCCACCACUCUUGAAAGCGUUGAAGGACUUGCUUACUCAAAGUCAGUUGAUGGUUGGUAAACAUAGUUGGCUCUUUGCAUUCUGGAAACCCUGGUGGCGUAGUGGUUAAGUACUACGCUGCUAACCAAUAGGUUGGCGGUUGAAAUCCACCAGAUGCUCUUUGGAAACCCUAUGGGGCAGUUCUACUCUGACCUGUAGGGUCACUAUGAGUCAGAAUCGACUGGAUGGCAGUGGGUUUGGUUUUGGUUUUUUUUUCUUUGCAUUCUGUGAGAUGUCACAAGAGUUCUGUUAAGCAGUACAUUGUGUAGAGAGCUCUCAGGUCAAAAUCCUGGAUUUGCACACCUAUUUCUGAGUAGAAUGAUGAGCUCUGGUGAGAAAGAGUAGAUUUAAGGUUCAGUGUCUCUGCGCACUUGAAACAAAGGGGUUUUUCCUUCCACACUCUGAUACGGGGUAAAAUGACCCAGUGAAUAAAUAGCAGAUUAAGUCUUUGAGCAGUGGGAUUUGAUAACGUUUGUUCUCACAGUUAAUCAGAUAACAAACAGGCACAUGGAGGUAACAGCACUUUAAAAAUUGAGUUUCCCAAAUCAACUCCGUUUAUAAACUUUGAACGUGUCAGAAAUGGACCGGCUUAUUAAACAUUUGCUACCGGCAUCACUUUUUUUUUUUCCCUAUUCAGUUUUUCUCUCUUGUCUGCGUUACUGCCUGCAGCAGUCAACUACAGUCUCCCGCUAGAGUUUGAAUAAAGCUUAUGUCCGGCAAAAACAUACCGUUUGAACCCCUCUCCCGCUGCUUGUGAUGGUGUGGCAUGAUUCUGUGUUUUGAACCAGUCCGCUUCAGCUGUGAAAUGCACUCGCCCUAAGCACUGAGCUGAGUGCAUGGAAACUGUUAUGCUUCUCAUUUUAUGUGAUCUCCUAAUUGGUGUGUAGCAAAAAAUAAUUUUCUAAAACUGUUUUGUUGCUUGUUUUGUAAUAAAACCAUGUGAAAUACUGAAAUAUA
Molecule: messenger RNA, 5554 nt
Organism: Loxodonta africana (African savanna elephant)
Lineage: Eukaryota; Metazoa; Chordata; Mammalia; Proboscidea; Elephantidae
Gene: PLEKHA2
Product: pleckstrin homology domain containing A2
Exons: 15
Coding region: 377-1795 (472 amino acids)
Source: RefSeq, a predicted model, not a curated record